AGUUGAGGGUAAACCUCUGCUGUUUGAGGAGGGCUGAGCUGUUCUGUUAGUCUACACACACUGAAGGAACUACAGGCCAACUGUGGAUUCAGCUGGAGCAUACUGUUGGAAAUGAGAGCAAGAAGCUCAUCUGAAGCGAAUAAACUUGGAUACCAAGCAACUGAACAAAAAGAUGGGGGUGGACGUCUUUGCUUUGACACUGUUCACCUUGAGUCACCUGUGGCCACAUGUCCAAGCUUCAAGUCUAGUUCGGUUAAACACAGGGCUUCGGGUAGCCAGAGGCCAGUCGGUGUUUGUCACGGCUGGUGAACUUCAGUUGCACAUCGACGGGGUAUCUGAGGCCUGUAAGGUCGAAGUAGUUCUUACCGAGCCUAUCACGCAAAGAGUGGGGAAACUCACUCCUCAGGUUUUUGACUGCCAGUUCUUUCCCGACGAGGUGAAGUAUGUUCACAAUGGCAGCCCACUUCUAGAGGAGGACACUGUCAUGCUGAGGGUCUACAGGUUUACAGAAACUGAGACUUUUGUUGAGGCUGUGCUGCUGAAGAUACAUGUAGUAGAACCUCAAAGGAGCCUCACAGAGCUUGGAAAUGUUCCUCUGGUGGUUUCUGAGUUCUACAGCCUUUCCAAUGCCAUCAAUAGCAGUGUCCUUACCUUUAAAACCCAGCCUGAUGUGAUCUGCACGGUACGUCUUCUCAGCUCUGAGAUCAAUGUCCCAAUGCUUGGUCAACUGGUCGUUGAGGAUCCUGAAUCAAUGCCGGCUUCUGAGCCUGGACCGAGAAGAGGACGUCAUACUGGAAUCGCCUGCCCAGGAAAUAAAGCCUGUGACCACAACACAAGGGAAGUAGAGUUUUUGAAGACCGACUGUGCCGAGUUCCUCACAUCAGGUCUGAAGUACCAGCACCUCAGUCCUCCAUCACCUGAGAUUGAUUACAUCCCAAUCAGGGUGGAGUUCAGGGACCAGACCUCCCGAGCCAUGCUGGAGACUGAGAGUAUCUGGAUACCGGUACUGAUCCAAGGGGCCAUGCAGAACCAACCUCCCAAUGCUGCCUUCAUGCCUACGUUCAUCCUGGAGGUAGAUCAGUUCAUCCUCACCCCCAUGACCACUGCUGCCCUGGAUGCCAAAGAUGACGAGACCCCUCAGGCCCAGCUCAUCUUCAACGUGACCAAACCUCCAGCGGAGGGAUAUAUUACUCAUUUGGACGAUCACACCAAAACUGCAUUCUCCUUCUCAUGGCAAGACCUGAAUGAGAUGAAAAUUGCCUAUCAGCCCCCAAACAGCAGUCACACAGCCAGGAGGAACUAUGAGGUUAGGAAAUGGUAA
Messenger RNA from Sinocyclocheilus rhinocerous, 1321 nucleotides. Its product is annotated as FRAS1-related extracellular matrix protein 1-like. The record is from RefSeq and is a predicted model, not a curated record. NCBI's taxonomy places the organism in Eukaryota, Metazoa, Chordata, Actinopteri, Cypriniformes, Cyprinidae. The transcript has 6 exons. The coding region runs from base 173 to 1321 and encodes 382 amino acids. Gene Ontology annotation, biological process: anatomical structure morphogenesis.